Odontomachus brunneus is the source of this 1448-nucleotide messenger RNA. RefSeq names its product fumarylacetoacetase (gene Faa). Gene Ontology annotation, molecular function: fumarylacetoacetase activity. Gene Ontology annotation, biological process: L-tyrosine catabolic process; homogentisate catabolic process; L-phenylalanine catabolic process. The transcript is spliced from 8 exons. NCBI's taxonomy places the organism in Eukaryota, Metazoa, Arthropoda, Insecta, Hymenoptera, Formicidae. The record is from RefSeq and is a predicted model, not a curated record. Bases 86 to 1342 code for a protein of 418 amino acids.
UCCAUAUUCUGAUUAUCUUAGAGUCGUAACACUCUCACGCAAGAGAAGUCAGUUUUGACGGCAAACGUUCGCAGCAGCUAUAACCAUGAAAUCCUUCAUCAAUUACUCGCCAGAUUGCGACUUCCCGAUCGAGAAUUUACCGUAUGGAGUAUUUUCUACAAAGAAUAAGCCUGAGAAAAGAAUAGGAGUAGCAAUUGGUGAUGAAAUUUUGGAUUUAAGUGCUAUCGCAAAUUAUUUCGAUGGCCCGCUAUUGAAAGAUAAACAGGCUGUAUUUCGACGUGAUUGCCUCAAUGAUUUUAUGUCACUUGGUAGACCAGCAUGGUUAGAAGCAAGAUCAAAACUUCAAGAGUUGCUUUCUGCCAGCAACCAUACUUUGCAAAAUUCGGAAAUUUGCUCAAAAGUUUUAGUUGCACAGAAAGAUGCUAUGAUGCACCUGCCCGCAAAAAUUGGUGACUAUACUGAUUUUUACUCAUCAAUUCAUCAUGCUACAAACGUUGGCAUCAUGUUCCGUAGCAAGGAAAACGCACUGAUGCCGAAUUGGAAAUACUUGCCAGUCGGCUAUCAUGGGAGAGCCAGUUCCGUUGUUGUGUCUGGCACGCCCAUAAGACGACCACGUGGUCAAAUACUUCCUGUUGAAGGCGCAGCACCAGUUUUUGAGCAAUCAAAACUAAUGGAUUUUGAGCUGGAAAUGGCUUUCUUUAUCGGCGGGAAACCCACGAAUAUCGGUGAUACUAUUCCAGCUUCAAAAGCCUACGACUACAUCUUUGGAGUAGUCAUGAUGAAUGAUUGGAGUGCACGAGAUAUUCAAAAAUGGGAAUACGUCCCAUUAGGUCCAUUUGGUUCAAAAAAUUUGGGAACGACAAUUUCUCCAUGGGUAGUUACGAUGGAAGCUCUAGAACCCUUCAAAGUACCCAAUGCGGUUCAAGAUCCAAUACCAUUCCCAUAUUUGCAACAUUCUGAGUCUUGUAACUUCGACGUUAAAUUGGAAGUGGACAUUAAGCCUUCGAAUGGCAUAGUUACAACUAUCUGCCGCAGCAAUUAUAAACAUAUGUAUUGGACAUCCCAACAACAAUUGGCGCAUCAUACUGUGACCGGAUGCAAUAUUAAUCCUGGUGACUUAAUGGCUUCCGGUACUAUAAGUGGAGAGACUCCAGACUCUUUCGGUUCUAUGUUGGAAUUAUGUUGGAAAGGAACGAAGAAUAUUCUACUUAAAGAUGGUGCAACAAGAAAAUUCCUUCAAGAUAAUGAUGAAGUGAUUAUUCGCGGUUAUUGUGUCGGUGAUGGUUACAGAGUUGGAUUUGGACAAUGUGCGGGUAAAUUGUUACCUGCCCACACCGAAUAAAGUCGAUAUAUUAAAUAACAAAAAGUUAUUACUUAUAUCAUUAUUGUGUAUAACUUACUGUUUUAUAUGUGUACUGCAUUAUAAUAAAUAUGUUUAUAUUACUUAA